CCAACAUCAGAACCUCAGAUGUUACUCUAAUUUUUGCACCAUCCCAGGCAAGUUGUCUUUAUGUGGAAAUAAAAUUGAAUCUUGGGGAUCUGAUGGAAAUUCACUGUGACAUUCAAACCAUGAAAACUUGCUGAAACCCACAGAGCCUUUUCUCCAUGGGCCCUGAUGGUAGCCUCCAGAAGGAGCACCCUCAGGUGGUCCCUCUUCUGUGGCAAGAAUAAACUUCGGGUCUUGGAUUGCAACACCACCUGUGGAGAAAAUGGUAUACGAGGGAAAGCGAUCAACCUCUUGCCCUUGUUUCUUCCUCUUGACCGCCAAGUUCUACUGGAUCCUCACAAUGAUGCAGAGAACUCACAGCCAGGAGUAUGCCCAUUCCAUACGGGUGGAUGGAGACAUCAUCCUGGGGGGUCUCUUUCCUGUCCAUGCAAAGGGAGAGAGAGGGGUGCCUUGUGGGGAGUUGAAGAAGGAAAAGGGGAUCCACAGACUUGAGGCCAUGCUUUAUGCAAUUGACCAGAUUAAUAAGGACCCUGACCUGCUCUCCAACAUCACUCUGGGUGUCCGGAUCCUUGACACAUGCUCCAGGGACACUUAUGCUUUGGAGCAGUCACUCACUUUUGUGCAGGCGUUAAUAGAGAAAGAUGCUUCUGAUGUGAAGUGUGCUAAUGGAGAUCCACCCAUUUUCACCAAGCCUGACAAAAUUUCUGGCGUCAUAGGUGCUGCAGCAAGCUCUGUGUCCAUCAUGGUUGCUAACAUUUUAAGACUUUUUAAGAUACCUCAAAUCAGCUAUGCAUCCACAGCCCCAGAGCUAAGUGAUAACACCAGAUAUGACUUUUUCUCUCGGGUGGUCCCGCCGGACUCCUACCAAGCGCAGGCCAUGGUGGACAUCGUGACGGAGCUGGGAUGGAAUUAUGUGUCUACGCUGGCUUCCGAAGGGAACUACGGAGAGAGUGGUGUGGAGGCCUUCACGCAGAUCUCCAGGGAGAUUGGUGGUGUUUGCAUUGCUCAAUCCCAGAAAAUUCCACGUGAGCCAAGACCAGGGGAAUUUGAAAAAAUCAUCAAACGCCUCCUAGAAACACCUAAUGCUCGGGCUGUGAUUAUGUUUGCCAAUGAGGAUGACAUCAGGAGAAUAUUGGAAGCAGCAAAAAAAUUAAACCAAAGUGGCCAUUUUCUCUGGAUUGGCUCAGAUAGUUGGGGAUCCAAAAUAGCACCUGUCUAUCAGCAGGAGGAGAUUGCAGAAGGAGCUGUGACAAUUUUGCCCAAAAGAGCGUCAAUUGAUGGCUUUGAUCGAUACUUUAGAAGUCGCACCCUUGCCAAUAAUCGAAGAAAUGUAUGGUUUGCUGAAUUUUGGGAAGAGAAUUUUGGAUGCAAGUUAGGAUCACAUGGAAAAAGGAACAGUCAUAUGAAGAAAUGCACAGGGCUAGAGCGAAUUGCACGGGACUCAUCUUAUGAACAGGAAGGAAAGGUCCAAUUUGUAAUUGAUGCAGUAUAUUCCAUGGCUUAUGCCCUGAAUAAUAUGCACAAAGAUCUCUGCCCUGGAUCCAUUGGCCUUUGUCCACGAAUGAGUACCAUUGAUGGGAAAGAGCUACUUGGUUAUAUUCGGGCUGUAAAUUUUAAUGGUAGUGCUGGAACACCUGUCACUUUUAAUGAGAACGGUGAUGCUCCUGGACGUUAUGAUAUCUUCCAGUAUCAAAUAACCAACAAAAAUACAGAAUACAAAAUCAUUGGGCACUGGACCAAUCAGCUUCACCUAAAAGUGGAAGACAUGCAGUGGGCUAAUAGAGAACACACCCACCCUGCGUCUGUCUGCAGCCUGCCGUGUAAGCCUGGGGAGAGGAAGAAAACGGUGAAGGGAGUCCCCUGCUGCUGGCACUGUGAGCGCUGUGAAGGUUACAAUUACCAGGUGGACGAGCUCUCCUGCGAACUUUGCCCUUUGGAUCAGAGACCAAACAUCAACCGUACAGGCUGCCAGCUUAUCCCCAUCAUCAAGUUGGAGUGGCAUUCUCCCUGGGCCGUGGUGCCCGUGUUCAUUGCGAUAUUGGGCAUCGUUGCCACCACCUUCGUGAUUGUGACCUUUGUCCGCUACAAUGACACGCCUAUCGUGAGGGCUUCAGGACGUGAGCUUAGUUACGUGCUCCUAACAGGGAUUUUUCUCUGUUAUUCAAUCACCUUUUUAAUGAUUGCAGCACCAGAUACAGUCAUAUGCUCCUUCCGACGGAUCUUCCUAGGACUUGGCAUGUGUUUCAGCUAUGCAGCCCUUCUUACCAAAACAAACCGAAUCCACCGAAUAUUUGAGCAGGGAAAGAAAUCUGUCACGGCACCCAAGUUUAUUAGUCCAGCAUCCCAGCUGGUGAUCACCUUCAGCCUCAUCUCCAUACAGCUCCUCGGAGUAUUCGUCUGGUUUGUUGUGGACCCCCCACACAUCAUUAUUGACUAUGGGGAACAGCGGACGCUAGAUCCGGAGAACGCCAGGGGAGUGCUCAAGUGUGACAUUUCUGACCUCUCGCUCAUUUGUUCACUUGGAUACAGUAUCCUCUUGAUGGUCACUUGUACUGUUUAUGCCAUUAAAACGAGAGGUGUUCCAGAGACUUUCAAUGAAGCCAAACCUAUUGGAUUUACUAUGUAUACCACCUGCAUCAUUUGGUUAGCUUUCAUUCCCAUCUUUUUUGGUACAGCCCAGUCAGCAGAAAAGAUGUACAUCCAGACAACAACACUUACUGUCUCCAUGAGUUUAAGUGCUUCGGUGUCUCUGGGCAUGCUCUAUAUGCCCAAAGUUUAUAUUAUAAUUUUUCAUCCAGAGCAGAAUGUUCAAAAACGCAAGAGGAGCUUCAAGGCUGUGGUGACAGCUGCCACCAUGCAAAGCAAACUGACCCAAAAAGGAAAUGACAGACCAAAUGGCGAGGUGAAAAGUGAACUCUGUGAGAGUCUUGAAACCAACAGUAAGUCAUCAGUAGACUUUCCGAUGAUCAAGAGCGGGAGCACUUCCUAAUAGAUCUUCCUCUACCAAGACAACAUAUAUCAGCUACAGCAAUCAUUCAAUCUGAAACAGGGAAAUGAUACAAUCUGAAGAAAUGUGAUUUGUGAUCUUAAACAAUGAACACAACACCGCAAAAACUCACUCCUGAAGAUCUCUGUAGACUACAAUCAAUCAAAUCAAUAGUCAGUCUCUUAAGGAACAAAGAUUAGCCAUGAGCCAAAAGUAUCAAUAACUGAGAGUGAAGAAAUCUGUUUUAUAAAAAUACAACCAAUGAGUGUAAAGCUAAAAUAUUGCUUACUCCUGAGCAGUUACAAAAAAAAAAAAAAAAAAAAAAAA
Molecule: messenger RNA, 3310 nt
Organism: Choloepus didactylus (southern two-toed sloth)
Lineage: Eukaryota; Metazoa; Chordata; Mammalia; Pilosa; Megalonychidae
Gene: GRM8
Product: glutamate metabotropic receptor 8
Exons: 10
Coding region: 260-2986 (908 amino acids)
Biological process (GO): G protein-coupled glutamate receptor signaling pathway; regulation of synaptic transmission, glutamatergic
Cellular component (GO): membrane
Molecular function (GO): group III metabotropic glutamate receptor activity
Source: RefSeq, a predicted model, not a curated record